Messenger RNA from Cercocebus atys (sooty mangabey), 8587 nucleotides. It is a transcript of the gene PPP2R5E, whose product is annotated as protein phosphatase 2, regulatory subunit B', epsilon isoform. The coding region runs from base 636 to 2039 and encodes 467 amino acids. NCBI's taxonomy places the organism in Eukaryota, Metazoa, Chordata, Mammalia, Primates, Cercopithecidae. Gene Ontology annotation, cellular component: nucleus; protein phosphatase type 2A complex; cytosol. Gene Ontology annotation, biological process: protein dephosphorylation; signal transduction. The transcript is spliced from 14 exons. Gene Ontology annotation, molecular function: protein phosphatase activator activity. The record is from RefSeq and is a predicted model, not a curated record.
GGCGGGCGCCGGAGGCGGGCGCUGCUGGUCAGAAGGUUCGGUUGCGCGUGUGCCAUGGACUCAGCCGCCCGGUGAUAUUGACAAUAGGAGAGAGAAAGGGGCAUUGACGGGGACCCACCGCGGGUAGCGAAAGGUGGCUCUGGCAGCGGCGGCUCCAGCUCCUGCGGCUCCUCUUCCUUCUCCUGUCCCCUUCUCUUGCUGCCGCUGCAGAUCCAGUCUUCCUCCCUCCCUUCCCCCCCUCCCCACGUCGUCGCCGCCGCCGCCGCCGCCGGGUCCGGGGCAACGAGCUGAGGCGCCGCCCGCCAGGAAUGUGAGCGAGGAGCCACCGGCGGAGCCGCAACGGGGUCGGUGCCGAUUUGAUGGGACGGGCCCGCGGGGGAGGAUCGUGAGGCCGCCGCCGCCACCGGAACGCUGAGGUUCGGGUCCGGCCGUGAGGCCUAGAGGCUCCGCCGCCGCGGAACCGGAGGGACCCUGCACCGGACAGCCGUCGCCCCGGGCUCCCUGCAGCUGCCCGGACCUCCCCCUGCACGUCCCGGUCCCGCCGCCCGCCCCCGCUGCGGCCCCCUCGCCCGUCUCCCGCCCCUCCAAGCCACAGAUCAUCUUCGGAUUCUUCCCCAGAAGCUUCAAGUAGGGAUAUGUCCUCAGCACCAACUACUCCUCCAUCAGUGGAUAAAGUAGACGGAUUUUCUCGGAAGUCCGUCAGAAAAGCCAGACAGAAGAGGUCACAAAGUUCCUCACAGUUUAGGUCUCAAGGCAAGCCUAUUGAGUUAACACCUCUGCCGCUGCUAAAAGACGUUCCAUCCUCAGAGCAGCCUGAACUGUUCCUAAAGAAACUUCAGCAGUGCUGUGUCAUUUUUGACUUCAUGGACACGCUAUCUGAUCUUAAAAUGAAAGAAUACAAGCGCUCCACUCUUAAUGAACUGGUGGACUACAUUACAAUAAGCAGAGGCUGUUUGACAGAGCAGACUUACCCUGAAGUAGUUAGAAUGGUAUCUUGCAAUAUAUUCAGAACUCUCCCUCCUAGUGACAGCAAUGAAUUUGAUCCAGAAGAAGAUGAACCUACCCUUGAGGCAUCGUGGCCACACUUACAGCUUGUAUAUGAAUUUUUCAUACGAUUUUUGGAAAGCCAAGAAUUCCAACCCAGCAUUGCCAAAAAAUAUAUAGAUCAGAAAUUUGUAUUACAGCUUCUGGAGCUAUUUGACAGCGAAGACCCUCGGGAACGGGACUACUUAAAAACAGUCUUACACAGAAUUUAUGGCAAGUUUCUUGGUCUUAGAGCAUUUAUCCGAAAACAGAUUAACAAUAUUUUUCUAAGGUUUGUUUAUGAAACAGAACACUUCAAUGGUGUAGCUGAACUGCUGGAAAUAUUAGGAAGUAUUAUCAAUGGCUUUGCUUUACCUCUUAAGGCAGAACACAAACAGUUUCUGGUGAAAGUAUUGAUCCCCUUACACACUGUCAGGAGCUUAUCACUCUUCCAUGCACAGCUGGCAUAUUGUAUAGUACAGUUUCUGGAGAAAGAUCCUUCACUCACAGAACCAGUUAUUAGGGGGUUAAUGAAAUUUUGGCCUAAAACAUGUAGUCAAAAAGAGGUCAUGUUCCUUGGGGAACUGGAAGAAAUAUUGGAUGUGAUUGAACCUUCACAAUUUGUUAAAAUCCAAGAACCUUUGUUUAAACAAAUCGCCAAGUGUGUAUCUAGCCCCCAUUUUCAGGUGGCAGAAAGAGCACUCUAUUAUUGGAAUAAUGAAUACAUCAUGAGUUUGAUAGAAGAAAACUCUAACGUCAUCCUUCCCAUCAUGUUUUCCAGCCUUUAUAGGAUUUCAAAAGAACAUUGGAAUCCGGCUAUUGUGGCGUUGGUGUACAAUGUGUUGAAGGCAUUUAUGGAAAUGAACAGCACCAUGUUUGACGAGCUGACAGCCACAUACAAGUCAGAUCGUCAGCGUGAGAAAAAGAAAGAAAAGGAGCGUGAAGAAUUGUGGAAAAAAUUGGAGGAUCUGGAGUUAAAGAGAGGUCUUAGACGUGAUGGAAUAAUUCCAACUUAACAAAAACAAUGACAACGACAUUACUAACCUGUGGAGUCACACAUUUAUGUAGUAGAAGAUGGAGCAACAGUUUUCUGUAUUGUGCAACUUUACAGUAGAUUUCACAUUUGUUUCAUUAUUACAACAGCACUGUAUAUACCUGUCUCUAAGUAAAGGAAAAAACAAAAUAAGGACUUCAAUCCAAAGUUUGGACAGUAGAUGGACUUCUCAGAACUUUGCAAACAUAAUCAUUGUUCUAACCCUCUUUUAAAAAAAAAAAUCGGUCUUCAAAGAUCUGUUGAUGAAAUUGCUAUGUUAAAAUUCCAUUAUCGGGAGUUCCUUAUUUAUCACUAGCAGAGAGUAUGAUACAAUUUUCAAAUGUGAACAAUCUUAAAUUUAGCUUGUCUUUCUGCUAAGCUGUUAAAUGUAUUUAUAGUAAAGGAAGAAAAAAAGACUGUCAUUUCCUUAUAAGUUUGUGUAACAUCCUCCUCUGGAUAACUUGACUGUAAUUUGACAUCUUUUUCUUUUGCACAUCUUCCUGAGUUGAAUGUCCAUGUGGAAUGGGGUCAUGAAUUAUAAAGGUCCCUGAUAAAAGUUCUGUUUACUGGGGUGAACAUCUUUCCAGUAACCAGGUAGUCCUGGUACUCCUUCAGUUUUAAAAUUAGGAGUUAAAAGAGAAGAGGUGAUAAACAUAGUAGGGAAGGGAAUAUUGGAUUCAUGCAUCAGUUUAUGGUGAAUCCAAAUCAAUGUCUUGAAUCCUUUGAAAACAGGCACUGGGACAUCACAGACUUCAGUACCUGACCAGUAUUAGUUGCAUAUAUCAUUGAACACACAUACCAGAGAUGUUUUAGAAAUGCGAGAAAAACAUCCUUUUGGACCAUUUGAAAUAAGAAAGACAAACACUAAACAAUACAACCAUGAAAUUGAUCGCCAGGAUUGCAAAUCUAAUUGGGAAAAGAGUUGAGCAAACAGCUUGGACUGUUUGGAGUUGUUGCCUUACUUUUUAAUAUGUAUUUAUAAAGUAUUCCAGCAAAAGAGGAUGUAGCCUCUGGGAAAAAAACAUGUUACAGUGUUUUUUGUAGAUUCUCGUUCUAUAUCUCAUCACAGCGCCAGCCCUGUUUUUAGCCGGAAAGGAUUCAGGAUAAACAUUAUUAUGCAUUCUGAAUUGGAUGCAUAUUCCUAACUACUGUAUUUGUUACCAAAAGUGGUUCUACAAAUGCUACUGAAAAAAAAUCUGGAAAUUCCUAAUGUCCUGAGUAUUAAUAAUAAAGUUUAAAAAAUGCUUUUAUAUCAAAGGUGCAUCGUGACCAAAUUGUUUAAGAAAAACAAACAAACAAAAUCUAGGGCUGUAUUAUAUAUAUAUAUAUAUAUAUAUUAUUGGCUCUCUGCUUUGUAUUUAAAUGAAGAAUCUUACAUCUUGGGUAGGCAAACUGCUGAUAAAACUUGUGUACAGUAUGUACUUACCUAAUGCAGUUGAAUUAUUAUGUACUGAAAGAUAUGUGUUUGGGGGUUUAUUUCCAGGAUGCUUUUGCUUGUUAUGGACAUGGCAGCAGUGAGUUGGUAAUCCUAAACCAUCACUUCCAGCAGUAUUCAUGGAAUAGAGCUGAUUCUGUGUUCAUGUGUUGAAUUGUGAUAGUAGCAAACAUGAACAUUUGAACUAUUGUUGCUCUUAAUAGAAAUACAAUAUAAAUAUGGGCUUGUAUAUUUUCUUCCUUACAUUUGAAUAUAAAGUAGAAUAUGUAGUUCUAUUAUUUUCAAGAAAAAGGAAGAAAAACUGCUGACCUUUCUCCCCCAUAAAGUUUUUCAGGAUGAUCAGGUCACAGUGUGUAUGUAAGAGUCAGCUAAUUAUGGAUAUUGUCAUCUGGGUAACUUUGUAAAAAAACAAAAACAAAAUUGGCAUUGUUAAUUCCAAAAAAAACCCCCAAAAAACCAGCAGUUAAAAAAAAAGUCAUACCCAACCCAAGACACAACAUGGUUUAAUGGAAUUAAUAGAUUUAAAAAAAAAAAAAAAGAACAUUGAUGGGGAUUCACUGUAAGGUUGGCAGAGGCUGCCAAAGACAAAACAACUGACUUUAAAAAUGCUGGAACAAAGUGAUAAAAAAUAAAUUUUUAACAAAUCUUCUCCUUUUUAGCCCUUGUCAUUUUAGCCCUUUAGUUUCCACUUUGCAUUAUAUUUAUUUUUGAUAGUAUAAACUUUUGUUUGCCAUUAAUUCAUCUUUUUAGGUAGAAGACAUUAAAAUCGCAGGUUUAUGAAGAAUCUCUGCCCAUUGGGAUGAAAUGCAGUCAUUUGAAAUGAGAAAGGCCAGGAUCCUUUUUUGCACCUUACCCUGUCUUCAAGAGGAAAGGUGAACACUUCCAGCUAUCCUCCUUGAUGUCAAUUUUGUAUGUUGAUCAUUCCAAACUGAGAAGAAUAAAAUUUUAGACAUAUUUAGAGAAUCAAUUAAGCUAUAUGUCUAAAGUUCAUAGGGCAACUUCUGAGAAGAAACACUGUCUUUUUCUUUUUUAAUGGAAAGUGACAAUGUGACAUAGUCACGUUGUGUGCGGUGACGCAGAGUAACUGAGGUAAUCUGACUGUUGCACUAUGUGACAUAUUUCAGGACGUACUUGCUGCAUUUGCAGCAGCCCUCUCUCUCCGUCCCUUCCCACAAUUCUGCUGUUGCUGCAACUUGAGUUAAUUGUGACAAACGCAUCUUUGUGUUAUAUUUUGUUUGCUUCAUAAUUUCCAGAACUAUAUAUAAAUAUAUUUUUAAAAUAGCAAAUAUUGUAGUUAGCGAGUGAUGAUCACUCCAACCUUAUCCUUACCAUAUGGGUUUCAGGGAUAGGAUUAAGAGUGUCUUUGGAAGAGAAAAGUACAAACAACCCUGUGGUUUAGAAUGAUGCUGAGGCCUUAGGCUGUGGGCCUAGAACAACUAUGUGAGUGAAUUCACCCAUCUCAUGCUUUGAAUCAAGCAUGCAUUCCUUUUUCUCAUUGUGCAAGUAUCUUACCCCAGUUGUUUUCCUUCAGUGUUGAGUUUUUGUCCUUUUAAAUUUUAUUGUAUUUUGCUCUCCCUAACAUUUGACUGUUUUUUAUAAAAGAAAAGAAAAAAUAAUAAAAAAAAAAAAAGAAAGAAAUAAUACCCUUGAUGCCGCUGGAUACUCACAAGCAGGGUUAUGCUCCUUUAUCUUAGGCUUGUUUGCCUAAAUGAAAGGGUUUAAUUUAUUUUGUACCUCCUAUGCGUGGGAUAGUCCAGGGUGCAGAGCCAGGACUUGCUUGUAAUUGCACCUGCUAUACUUAAAUGUAUAGCCCUAGGCUCAAUCACACUAUGGAAAGAAACAAAAAAAGUAUAUUUAGAGCUUUAAAAGCUUUUUUAUUUUUUUGUGGGGAUGAGGGUGGGAUGGGAAAGGGAUGUAUGGAUGUUACUGGCAUUUUUAAGUGUUUUAGAGUUUUUUGGGGUUUGGGGUGGUUUUUUUUCCUUGUUUUCCUUUUUUCCUUUUAAUUGGAUGCACUGACCUGGCCCAGGAAAUGAAGAGAUUCUCUUUUGAUGCUAUUACCAAUGUUAUCAUAAAGUGACAGUCACCUGUAACAAAAAGGUGGCACCAGACAUGAUCACUGAUGUUUUAUUUGCACAUCAAUAUUUUUAUUUUUGUAUUCUGGCUCAGCUGCUUCUCUGAGUGGAGUUAAGGAAUGAGCCACAAAGGAUUUUUGUAGUAGGUAUAUUGGCAUUGCAUUUUAUAUUCCUCUAUAUUUAAUUUUUAAAAUCUAAAAGAAGGAUUGUGCAUCUUGAGAGAAAGUUGAGCAAAUUGUGAUCUAGCGGAAUGUUAAUUUGUGCUGCUUCUUGUGCACGAUAGCAGCAGUAGUAUCUCUUGGAAAUAAACAUCCCAUAUUAUGAUGUCUAUGAAUAUAGGUUUCCUUUUCUUCCUUCCCUCCCUCCUUCCCCCACCUUUCUCUUUUUUUUCUCUCUCAGCCUCUCCUUUCCUCCCUCCCUCUUCCCUUCCUCUUUCUUUACUUUUUUUGAAAUCACUUAUUGUAAAUAAGUUGUAAUCCAAACCUCAUGUAUCAAUGGGGAACUUUCAAAUAUAAAUAUUACCAAUGCAUUUUCUGGUUGUUGUCUGAUUUUUGAUUGAAAUAUAAUGAGAAUGACAUGUCUGUUGCUUUUGGUUUGAGGACUUCACUUUAGCUUCAUAAAUCUUUUGGUAUUUUAGUAUUUCAUUGUUUUAGCAGGAGAGGGCAGCAAAAGUUCAUUUUCCCUGUUAGUAAUGCUGUGGUUCAUGAUCGGUUUUAAAUUUAGCUGUGUGUGCGUUUUUUUAAACAGCAUCUCUUUGUGAGUAGAGGUAAAAAUGAAACAUUUUUGAUAUGAAAAGUUGCAUAUGAAAAUUAUAGACUGGUUCAACCAGACAGUGAAGACUUCUGAUCCACCUCAAACGUAAAAUGCCACAAAACAAUCUUCCACCUCUGGCUAAAACAUGCUACUUCCUUUUCAAACACCAUAAAAUACAAGCUGAGUCUUAAACACUUGGAAUUUAAAAUGUUCUUCUUUGGAAAUGAUUUGCUUUCUUCACAGUGGUAACAGAAACAAAAACGAAGGUGCUCCCCAAAAAGAAAUGUAACCUUCCCCUUUCACAGAUGUGUGAGAGGUUCUGUACUGUGGGUGCAUCAUAAUAAAGAAGCAGUGAAGAGUUUUCAGGUGCCUGACUGUUUUUGUUUGUUUGUUUCUGAACUCCGUGGCCUUUUGAACCAUACAAAUACUAGAUUUGAUUGACUUAGCUUUGAGGCAGUGGGGUUGGUAUGUUCAGGCUUUCAUUUUGAGAAGUCAGUUUAUGAUUAUGAGUAUGUAAUAUUGGGAAAUGGUCCAGUAUCUAUUGCUGUAUAACAUACUACUCCAAAAGUAGCAGCUUAGAAGAACAACAAUUUAUUCUCAUCACAAAUCUAUAGUUUGGGAAGGACUUAGCGAGAACAUCUUGUCUCUGAUCCUCGAGUGUCAACCAGGGUGUCACAGGUGGGGCAGGAAUCUUCACUUCCAACAUGACUCACUUACAUGGUUGACAAGUUAGUGCUGACAGUUGGCUUGGAGUUCAGCCAGGGGUCUCAGUUCUUCCUCACAGUACUUUCUUCUUGGGCUUCCUCACAGCAUGGCAGCUGGGUUCUAGGAGGCAGGAAGUGAAAACUGCCUCUUCUUUGAGGCCUGGGCUCGGAAACUAUCAUGGCAUCACCUCCAUCAUAUUCUAUUGGUCAGGCGGUCACAGAGCCUGCUCAGAUUCAAGUGGAGGGGACAUAGUCCUCACUGUGAAUCAAUGAGAAGUGUUUUCAGUAAUUUGCAGUUAUCUGUAAGCUACCAUAGGAUAGUUUUUUUUUUUAAGUAAAGUAUUUGAUUUAGGUGUGAUCUACUCCCUUAGCUAAUUAAAUUACAUCAAAUUUGGAACCAUGUGGAAUUAACCAAUUUAUAUUUCAUAUUAAAAUUAAUCAGUUUGGAAAGGAAAAGCCCUUGUAAAUGUCAGCAAUUUUGUAUUUCAAAGCAUAACCACUUGUAGCACCUGAAGAUCACCUCCUGGUAAGUUAGAAGAAACUUGUAACAAAAAAUUUUAGGGUUUAAGAGACUUAAGAGAUGAUUUUAAGAAAAUAUCUAAUUCUUUGCAUAAUGUUGCUUCCUGUCUAUAAAUAUUUACAAGAAUGGAGGCAAAAUAAAUGUACAAUAAAGAUACAGAUUUUUAUAUAAGUAGUAUGUCUAUUAGUAAUGUUUCUAUUAGAUUAAGUUUACAUUAUGCUUUUAAAUUUUUUUAAGGGAGACCAAAGUAUGUGAUAGUUAAAGGGGAAUUAGUUUGACUUUUUUUUAAAUGAUAGUAUUGCUUUUUUAUUAUUAGGCACGCACUUUUUGUGGACCACUGGAAACAUGAGUAGAUAAACAUUUAUUGCCUCUCAGCCAAGUGAGAGAACCUCUGGAUAGAUUCUUAAUUUUAUUAUUUAAAAAAAUCAAUGAGAUUAUUAGCCUUAUUAAACACAUGGGGAAAUUGAGACUCACAAAUUAAAUAAUGGGUCCAAAUGUACAUGAUUGAUUCAUCUAUGAUGCAUGUUCAUACACAUUCUCAGAAAGGCAGAAUUAUUUGCUUUUAUGAUUGUUUUUUGUGACCUAAGAAACCAUUCUUCCCCCGUUUUCCUAUCCCAGGCCGAAAAACAUUCUCUUACGUUUUUCUGUAAGAGCUUUAUAAUUUUAGCUUUUAUAUUGAGGUCUGUGAUUCAUCUUGGAUUAUUUUCUUAUGUGUAGGUUGUAAAAUAGGAAUCUAGAUGCAGUUUUUCCAUGUGGAUUCUCAGUUAUUGUGGGGCCAGUUGUUGAAAAGUCUCCCAAAGAACGGCUUUCUUGUCAAAACGCUACCUUAAAAGUGUGUAUCUAAGUCUGAGUUCUCUUUUCUGUUCUAAUGGUUGAUAUUUUUAUCCUUAUGCCAGAACCACACUGUCAUGAUUGCUGUAGCUUUAUAAUAGUCUUGAAUCAAGUUGUCUUUCAGUUUUGUAUUUUUCAAAAUUGCUCUCAGUAUUCUAAGUCCUUUGCAUUUCUACAUAAAAUUUAGAAGCAGCAUGUAAAAAAAAAAAAAAAAAA